AUGGAACCAACAUUAUGUUUUCGUUUAUGUGAUACACCAAUAAUCUAUUUACAAAGUACAGUAUGUCGUUGUUCAGGUGGUGGUCUUAUGCAUUAUAAACGACAAAUUGAUGAACUUUGUAAAAUACCAUGUACAAAACCAGUUGAUCGUUCAAUAAAAUCAAGUAAUACAUGUGGUGGUUCAUUAACAUAUUCAGCUUAUGUUCAAGAUAAAUUUUUUAUUAAACAUGGACAUUUAUUUGAUUAUCAAAUUCAUUUUUCUUCAUGUGAAUUAUGGACAAAUCCUGAUGUUUAUGAUACAUCUGAAAUUCAAUUAUCUAAUAUUAUUGAACGAUCAUCUUUAAAUAAAUUAGAACAAUGUGCAGCUGCAUGUUUAGAUCAAAAUGCAACAACAAAAUCAAUAGCAUUCAAUGAUGAUAAUGACAAAUGUUUAUGUGUAAUGCCAUUAAAACCUAGUAAAACUUUUGAUCGAACACAUUAUAUAACAAUAUUAUCAAAUACUUCAUGUGAUCGUUAUUGUAAUAAUACAUAUGAAGGUUCAUCACAUGACCUUAAAUAUCAAUGUGGUUCAUUAAAAAAUCGUCAAAUAUGGGCUAUAUAUGAUUUAAAUGGAACAUGUCCAAUAAAUUUUAUUUAUAUGAAAGAAUUAAAAAAAUGUAUAUAUGCAUAUAAAUAUUUUUGGAAUUCAUGUACACCACCAUCAACUAGUUUUACUUUUGAUGAUAGUAUAACAUGGAAUAAUUUAUUAAAAAUAAUUGAUAAAUUACAAUUAAAAGAUUUAACUGUAACUAUUGAUUUUGAUGAUAGUGUUGUUAUUGAUAGUUCAUGGAAAUGUUUAAAUUCAUUAUCAACAUCAACAGUAUCAUCUUCUAUGUGGUCAUCAUAUAUUUCACGUUCACGUUCAACUUUAUAUAAUUUUAAUUCAAAUACACGUUAUAUUUUAGAAAAAGGAUGUUUAAUUGAAAGUUCAUAUUCAUCAUAUUCACAUCGAUAUUCAUAUCGUUUAUGUAUAACAGAUUCAAUUAAUAGAUAUGCAUUAACAAAUGAUGAUGAUAAUAAUAAUGAAACUUAUAUUUUUUCUUUAAAUCCACAAAUAAAAUAUUGUCCAACAAAUUGGUUUGAUUUAAAUGGACGUUGUUAUCGUAUAUCAGAUGAACGUAAAACAAUUGAACAAGCACGAAAUAGUUGUAUUAGUAUAUCAACAAAUGAAUCAACUACAUCUAGUCAAUCUCGUAUAUGGUUAUUUGAUAGUAAUGGUAAUAUAAUUGGUGGAAAUGAAUUAAAUGAUUCACCAAAAGGUGAAAUUGUUGAAUAUAUAUCACAAUGGCAAGCUAGAAUUGGAUUUUUUCUUCUUGAUACUGAUCCUGAUCAUGAUAAUGGAGUUACAGAUACAACAACAUCAUUACAAAAUCUUUUUUAUGAUGAAUCUUUAAUAUCAUCAGAUACAGAUGAAACUACUAAUACUGAUCAUGGAUCAAUAAAUGAAUUUCAAGUAAUUGAUUCAAAUGAAGAUCAAAAUAUAACAAACAAUACAUGUAUAAUUAUAACACGUACAAUAACUGAAGAAGAAGAAAAACCAAUUAUUAAAAAUCUAUCUAUAAAUAAUUGUUCUCAACCAAGACAUGUUUUAUGUGAAACAAAUACAUUAAUUGUUCAAAAAUAUCUAUAUGAUUGUUUUAAUAAACCAAAUAUAUUUGAUUUACCAGCAUUAAUAUCAAAUUAUUUAACACAUGAAUUAUGUUUAUCUUUAUGUCAAGAAUUACAAACAAAAUUAGCUAUUUUACAUACUAAUAAAUGUUAUUGUUUAAAUGGUGCUACUUCAAAUUCAUUCAAUAUAACAACAGAUUUACAAAAUUUUCAACAAAAAAAUUGUGGAAAUUUUUGUCCAGGUAAUUCUCAUGAAAUAUGUGGUAAUAAUAAUACAAUAGUUGUUUUUCAAAUAAUCGAUUCUCGUCGUACAUAUACAUUUGCUCGUACACCACCUGAACCAUUUCCUAAUUAUGCUUAUGAUAGUUGUAUAUAUUUAAAUUCAUUGAAUCAAUCAAUAAUAUAUCGAUUUAAAAUUUCUAAUAAAUAUGACUUUCAUCCACGUUAUUGUUUAACAUUUUGUACAAAAUAUCAACAAAAAUAUGCAUUAAUUAAUGAUAUUGAAUGUUUAUGUACAAAUAAACCAAUGAAAGAUGAAGAUAGUGAUGUUGAUGUAUUAACUGGACAACAAUGUUCUCAACCAUGUGCAGGGAAUUAUUUUUAUUCAUGUGGAAAUAAAGAUAACGUCACUAUAUAUUCAAUGUAUUUAUUAUCACCAAAAUGUCGACAUGGUUUUGAAGCUGCAGAAAAUGAUCAACAAUGUGUUUUUAGUCAUUUUUCUGCUAAAACAAAUUCUCUUCAAUUAGCUAAAAAUUAUUGUCAAUCAAUUGGAAGUACAUUAGCAAAAAUAAAUGAUAUUGUUGAAAUUCAAGAUAUUCUACCUGAUUCAAUAUUACAUACACGUCUUAUGCAACAAUUACUUCUUUUUUAUAGAUUUCGAUUUGUUAAUGAUACAAGAUAUUAUUGGAUUGAUCGUACAAGUGAUUUAGCUGAUCCAGCUACAAUAUCUGAACGUUUACUUAAACAAUGUUCUAAAAUACCUGAAUUUAUUGAUAAAAAUUGUAUUGCUAUACAAUAUGUACCAAAUUCUGAUCAAAGUAUAAUAAGUCAUGAAAGAUGUAUUAUUGAAUCAAAUGAAUGUUCAACAAUAUCAGCUAUGCCAGUUUGUGUUGAUCAACAUAUAGAAAUAAAACCAACACUUGUUCCACCUAUUACAGAUGAAAAUCCAUCACAAGUAUCGGUUGAUAUUAUAAGUGGACGUAUAUGUGAUAAUGAAUAUCAUUUUAUAGAUGAUUAUUGUUAUAAAAUAAUCGAUCAUGAAGUAAGUUGGAAAGAUGCUCAAGCUGAAUGUCGACGUGAUAAUGCUAUGAUAUUUGUUCCAGAAAAAUCUAUUACAUUACAAUAUAUAAAAUCAUUAUUUUUACGUCAAAGAACAUAUAUAUCAUCAGGUUUUGCACAUGUUGGUGUUUAUUAUGAUAAUUCAAAUCGUACAGUUAUGCAAUAUAAUAUUUCAAAUGAUUACGAUGGAAUUUCUAUACCAGAUUCUAAUGCUAUUUAUGAUUUAUGUGAAAAAACAUUUCAAGAACGUUAUACAGCAUUAAUGAUAUCAUCAAGUUUAACAACAAGUGAAAAAACUCGUUUAAAAAGUCAAAAAAUUGGUUGUGCAUACAUUGAUUUAAUGUCAAAUAUUGUACCAACAAUUCGAUGUGAUGAAAUACCAUGUAAUCGAACAGCAACUGUUAUAUGUCAAAAAUUAUCAACUGUUCAAACAAAAACUAUUCAAAUACAACGAGAAUAUAUUGAAUUGCAAUCGACUGAUGUUGUAACUGAUCUUUCAUCAAUUCCAAUAGUAACUGAUACUAAAACAAUUUCAUCAAUAAAUACUACUCAAAAUGGAAAAUAUCUAUUAGAUUCUUCAGAUGAUAUAAAAUCUAUUGGAAGAGAUUUUGCUCCAAUAUUUUUAAUUUUAAUUAUUCUUUUUAUUCUUAUAUUUCUUGGUCUUAUAAGUACAAUAUACAAUCAUCGUGAUUUAAUAUUUCGUCAUUCAUAUCGACGUAAUACAAACUCUGUCUAUUCUCAAUUAACAUCUGCAAAUGAAUUUGAUUUAAAUUGA
Molecule: messenger RNA, 3699 nt
Organism: Rotaria sordida
Lineage: Eukaryota; Metazoa; Rotifera; Eurotatoria; Philodinida; Philodinidae
Source: the annotation of a GenBank genome assembly